CAUUUUGUGGACGUUGAAUCUGCACCAUGACCCUUGAAGGUUAUAAAAAGGCCUCAGGCCUCCAUAAGGACUGAUCAGGACGACAUACUCUCUACUUUCACUGGAUUUUCAUGGCGACACUUUCUGUGCCAUCGAUUCAUUGCGAGUCAUGCGAAAAGUACAUCAAAACGCUGUUGUCCCCUCUUUCACUCGGUUCGCUCGAGGUCAGCCACAUCAAGCGGACAUUGUCCUUUUCUGUCGCUGAGGGCAUCGACGCCACUCCCCUUGAUUCGCUGCUCCCUACGGUGUGCCGCACACUCUAUGAAGCUGGAUAUGAGCCAAGCGGUGUUUAUAAUCGCGCAACUGCGAGUAACCUGGUCCAUCGUCUGUAUGGUUCUUUCUUCGGCGGAAACAGGAUGAGGCGCAGAAGUCACCUUCGUCAUUGUUUCGCAUGCCAGCAGGAGAGCUUUCAGGGCUCGGCUUCAUCCGUGCCUGUAUUACUAGACGUAAAGGUUGAUGACCCCUCCGAGGCUCAAGUUCAGGAAACUCGCAUCUCAAUUGAAGGCAUGACCUGUUCGUGAGUUUUCCUGGGCACUGCAAAUGAGGUAGAUGCGCCUCACCUCUAGUAACCAGCUCAUGUACAGCCACGGUAUCUCAGAUUCUCAACGAUCUUCCUGGGGUAUCAAACGC
This is a messenger RNA of Cantharellus anzutake, 669 nucleotides long. RefSeq lists its product as uncharacterized. Lineage: Eukaryota; Fungi; Basidiomycota; Agaricomycetes; Cantharellales; Hydnaceae. The coding region runs from base 111 to 560 and encodes 149 amino acids. The transcript is spliced from 2 exons. The record is from RefSeq and is a predicted model, not a curated record.